AUGGCCUUCGUUCAUCACGAGUCUCGCGAGUGUACUAAAUCAGAGCUGGAUCUUUUUACUAUUCCUGCUACACAAACCUCUAUUCACAAAGGGCAAUGGAUUGAAUAUCAUCCUCUCAGCAACAUCACGGACACUGGUCCUAUUGAAUUUAACGUAUCUGGAACCGGAGAAGAAUAUUUAGAUUUAGCGCGGACACAACUUUAUGUGAAAGCUAAGAUCACGAAAGCAAACGGAACCGCGUUAGAUGCCGAUACACAAGUGGGUCCCGUGAACCUGUUUCUACAUUCCCUGUUUUCACAAGUAGACGUUUCGUUGAAUGAGCGAUUGAUCUCUCCAUCCACUAAUACUUACCCUUAUCGCGCCAUGCUCGAGUCUUUGCUGAACUACGGAGAAGAAGCUAAAACAAGUCAACUUUCUAUGGCCAUGUUUUACAAAGAUACUGCUGGAAAGAUGAAUGUAGUGAACCCCUUGGCUGCAGAAGAUGAAGCAAACCUUGGAUUAAAGGCUCGCUAUGAGUUUACCAAAGAGAGUCAUACGGUGGAUAUGAUGGGACCCAUUCACAGUGAUAUAUUCUUUCAAGAUCGGUUGAUGCUCAAUGGAGUGAAUUUAAGAAUCAAACUGAACCGAGCCAAGAAUGUGUUUUGUCUUGUGUCCUCAGCAGCCGCAGCUAAUUUCAAAGUGGUUAUCACAGAAGCCAUCUUGUUUGUACGCAGAGUCAAGGUUGCCUCCUCUAUCAUUCUAGGCCAUGCAGCUGGGCUAAAACACUCCAGCGCCAAGUACCCCAUUCGCAGAAUCGACUGUAAAGUACUCUCUAUUCCAAGAGGAUUUAGCGGUUUUAACCCUGACAACAUCUUUUUGGGUCAAAUUCCCAAGCGCAUAGUAUUGGGAUUAGUGGACACAGAGGCUUACAAUGGGAGUUACCGUACCAACCCCUUCAACUUCAAUCACCACAAUUUAACUUAA
Messenger RNA from Porites lobata, 963 nucleotides. Lineage: Eukaryota; Metazoa; Cnidaria; Anthozoa; Scleractinia; Poritidae. The record is from the annotation of a GenBank genome assembly.